Messenger RNA from Nezara viridula (southern green stink bug), 4217 nucleotides. NCBI's taxonomy places the organism in Eukaryota, Metazoa, Arthropoda, Insecta, Hemiptera, Pentatomidae. The record is from the annotation of a GenBank genome assembly.
GGCUUGCAGAGUAUUAUUGCAUAUAGGUUGCUCUCAUGGUCGUUGUUAAUGAAUGCAAGGGAAAAAACGUUUUUACAAGGUUUUUACUAAAUUAAAUACCGGAAUCGUUAUACCAAGUACCGCUCGAACUUUAGUUCACGUUCAAGAUCUAACAGAUGAAGUGAUUAAGUGAAUGUGAUAAAAAAAAAAAAUUUGAAUUUUUCAAAUGCUUAGUGGUCAUUUUAAAAAAGUGAUUGGUUCAAGGAAGAAUUUAGGAAAUUGAAAUUGGCAAAAUAAUUUUAAAUUUAUAGUAAACAUAUUUUAAAAGUUUGAGAAACGCUACAAGCACCCAAAAGAAUUUCCAUUGUAUUACGGCAGAACGAAAUCUUUCUCCUUAAAUAUCCUUGGAGACUAAAAUGAAGAAUAAAAACUUCCUCAACAUUUGGAACAGGAAUCGAUCAAUCUACGAAAUCGAACACAAGGACAAAAAAAAAGAACUUGGAAAACUAAGGACUAUUUUAAAAUCCUUAAGCUAUGCAAAGAAGAAGGACUUGAUACAGCUUAUUUUGUGCAUCUUCUUCGCCCUCUGCCUCGGAUCCAUCGGUCCGCUCAACAUGUACUUCCUCCAAACGCCGGUCCUCAAUAUAUACAUCAGAGCAGAGACCAAGGGAAAUCCUUAUAACGUCAAUAUUACCGAAGAGAUUCCCCAUUUAGUUGAUUUCGGCUGUGGUUACUUCGUCAGUGCUGCAAUCUCGGUACUCUUUGCCAUCACUGUGAUCAUGACUUCAGAAAUUGUUUCCCGUAACAUAAUGAUCAGAAUUAAGACUGCCUACUUAUCCAAGAUGCUGUCGAUGGGGAUUGACUGGUUUGAUAAGUCUCAAGAACAAUAUGUCAAUACUGUGUCAAAUGAUUUACAGAAGAUGGCGGUCUUAUUUGAUAGUAAAAUGACAAGCGUAGCCGAAAUGUUCUCCUCGUUAUUUUGUAGUUUUUUAGUGGCCGUCAUACUUUCUUGGAAGGUUGCACUUUUGAACCUUGUAACCAUCUCGAUAACUAUAAUGAUAAUUUACUUUAUAUUACAAUCAUCAAAAGAGAAGGAAAAAUCUAAGCAAGAAUACAGUAGAAAAUGUACGAAAAUUGCUUCUGAAGUAAUUGGAAACGUCUGUACUGUCGCCGCUUAUGGUGGCGAAUAUAAAGAAAUUGAAAGGUACAAGAACACCUUAAAGAUGGCUAACAAGUUUGGAUUACAAUAUACUACAAUGAUCUCUGCAGGAAAAGCAUUCAACUAUUUCAUGCUAUGUGUUUGCUAUUUGAUUGGCUAUUACUUUUCUGUAAGGCUCUAUCUCUUAGACGAUUUCGAUCCUGGGCACUUAGGGGUUAUGUUAGCAACACAAGUUAACGUAAUAUAUCAUUGCACCUACAUGCUGACCACUGUUUCUGAUCUUUACGUGGUGACAGAUUCAGCGUACAGAGUGAUGCGGUUUCUUGACAGUGAUACCAGUUUUAGCAAAUCUAUCGAACAAGGCAUUGUACCUGACACGUUCAAGGCUGAUGUCUCGUUCAGGAACGUUCAAUUCUCCUAUCCGACCAACUUGCUUACAAUGGUGCUCCGUGAUCUGACAUUGGACAUUGAGCCUGGUAAAAUCACUGCAGUUGUAGGAACUAGUGGGGCUGGAAAAAGUACAAUCGUAAGCCUGAUUUCGGGACUUUACGAUGUUACUGAUGGUCAGAUCCUUAUUGGAGGUGUGGAUAUAAAGAAAUUAAAUGUAAGCUGGCUGAGAAAUCAAAUCGGUGUUGUAGGACAGGAACCUACACUGUUCGAUACUUCGAUAGAAGAGAACAUCAGAUAUGGAAAAACUAAUGCAUCUUUGGAUGAGAUUAUUCAAGCAGCGAAGAUUUCUUAUGCUCAUAGUUUCAUCGAGAAAUUGCCUUCAGGUUAUGAUUCAAUUGUUGGAGAAAGAGGUGUAAAACUGUCAGGAGGUCAAAAACAGAGGAUUGCCAUCGCAAGAGCCAUCGUGAAGAAACCAAAACUGCUCCUUCUUGAUGAAGCCACUUCUGCAUUGGAUUCUCAUUCAGAAGGCAUUGUACAAGGAGCCCUUGAUAAUGCCAUGCGUGGCAGGACAACUCUAAUCAUUGCUCACAGGAUGUCAACAGUUAGGAAGGCUGAUGUUAUUUAUGCUAUGAAAGAUGGGCGGGUCAUGGAAAAAGGCUCCCACAGCGAACUGAUGGGCCUUGGAGGAUAUUACUACUCUUUAGCGAAGGUUCAAGAACUUGAGGAAAAGGACAAAGUUCUUAUACUCCAUAAAAGUGUUCAUGCAGAGGAAUUGACUAAAGAAGCCAUCCCUCUCUUUGAGGAAAGUUUACAGGUGAAACAGAAAAACAAAACAUUGAAACUGAGUAAGAAAAAUCUCAAAAUAAUGGGAGUGUGCUUUUUAGCCAUUUUGUUCACAAUAACUACGUCAACAUUUCUUCCCACUUUUUUCUAUAUAUUUAGCCUUUUUUGCCAGUCAUUCACGUUCGCUAAAGGUGAAAUAAAUAAGAUAGCUCUCAUCAAUGUAAGUUAUCUUUUCGGACUGGGCGCCAUUAUAUUUUUCUCAGUAGCUUUUUCCGGUGUGAUGUCAACAGUUGCUACUCAACUAUGGUUGGAAAAACUACGAAAAAAAUCUUUCAGUAAAAUAGUCUCAAUUGACAUUAGUUGGUUCGACUGGAGCGGAAACUCUCCCAACGAAUGUCUUGAGGUAUUGACUAAAAAUCCACCGCUAAUAGAAUCGGUGACUGGUGAUAGGGCGGCUCAGGUUUUCAUCUUCAUGCUUUCGUUAAUAUUCUGUUGGUGCUAUUCAUUCUUAGUCAGCCCAAGUAUAACAGUUGCGAAUUUACCAAUUUUCGUAAUCUUCAUCAUCGUCAACUGCUUGAGAAUGAAAUCGAGAGAUUCUGACGCUAGGUCUGCUGCCCUCACAACCAGAUCGACAAAGGUAGCUAAUGAAUAUGUCCAAAGUGUCAAAACAAUCCAAAUACUAAACUGCCAAAACUAUGUAAUUAACAAGUAUCAAGAAAUGCUUGUACAAUCUAAGAAGGAGGCAAUGGUAAGCAUUAUUUGGUACGCAGCUGUCUACGCCUCUUCGGUAGCAUUGAUGCGAUUGUCGACCGCCAUAGUGUUUAUUUACGGAGCCUAUGUUAUCGCGAAUAGCAAUGUGCUUGGAACAUCACUUCUUGGUGUUGUAUUCACCCUGUGUUCGGCAAGCAUGCUGACUGGACCUGCUUUGAUCUUGCUGAGCCAAUAUCCAGCGGCCAGGGAGGCCACGAAGCAACUCAACAGGAUCGCCAAUAUUAAACCAUCUCUCAAUACAUUGACGGAUCAAGGAGUUAAACCAGAAAUAAGUGGGAACAUUAUCUUCCAAGAUGUGGAGUUCUCUUAUCCAACUAGGGACAAAGUCCAAGUUCUCACGAAGCUGAAUCUCAAGAUUGAAGCAGGGAAGUCGGUAGCUCUUGUGGGAGACUCAGGAUGCGGCAAAUCGACAAUCAUCUCACUUCUAGAGAGGUUCUAUCUUCUCAAUGACGGGAAAAUAUUAAUCGACGGAAUCGACAUCAAUGAUAUAAACGUAAGAUAUUUGAGAAGUAAAAUGGGUCUCGUUUCGCAAGAGCCAGUUUUAUUCGAUAUGACAAUAAAGGAAAAUAUCCAUUAUGGUUUCGAGGAAGAGGUUACAAUGGACCAGAUUAUCGAAGCAGCGAAAAUAGCAAAUAUUCACAACUUUAUAACGAAACUUCCCCAGGGUUAUGACACCCCAGUUGGAGAAAGGGGUUCGAAGCUAUCAGGAGGACAGAAGCAGAGGAUCGCUAUUGCUCGGGCUGUCCUCAGGAAUCCUAAGAUAUUACUUCUGGACGAAGCAACUUCUGCGUUGGACUCAGAAAAUGAGAAGGCUGUGCAGGAAGCUCUGGAGAACGCCUCUAUUGGUAGGACCACUAUCGUGAUAGCUCACAGACUGUCGACGAUCCGUAAGGCAGACAAGAUAGUGGUCAUCCAGUCUGGUGUGGUGGUAGAGGAAGGGAACCAUGAACAGCUGAUCGAAAGGGGAGAGGCGGAUUCGUUUGACGGAUACUCACAGACAAGACAGGUAUGCUGCCCCCACAUUGUCGACGUUUGUACGAAAAUCCUCGUAUUUGUACGAGGUUGUGAAGUAUUGUACGAGGAGAUCACGGAGCCAUCUUCUUUUCCGACGCCUCAGAGGGUUAUCGGGAAUUGA